CACUCACUUUCUUGAAGAACCCAACUGUAAGAUCCUGAUAUAGUUUAGUUUCCAGGUCAAUUCACCCCUAUAAAUAUGCAUCAUUCAUCAUCUGAUCCUCUGUAAAUUAAACAAUUUCAAUUCUAGAAGAUUACAGAGCUUCAAAGUUUUGAGGUCUGUAAUGGCCUUAAAGAUGCAAUCUUGCCCACUCUCUCUUCUUUUCUUGCUCGCUAUAACCGCAUUAAUGAAGGUUAUAGCCAUGCCCAGCACUGGCUCUGGUACUGUGCCUCAUUACAAGCUGAAUGCGAGUGAAGAGUUCCUGGAGGAGCACAACCAAGCAAGGGCGGCGGUUGGAGUUCCACCACUGCAGUGGAGCCCAAGCCUUGCGACACUGACGAGUAGGCUAGUGAGGUACCAAAGGAACAAGAAAGGUUGUGGAUUUGCGGUGUUGAGUCACAGGGGAAAGUAUGGAGCGAACCAGCUGUGGGCGAGUGGGUUCGUUGUGACACCACGUGCGGCGGUUCAGGCUUGGGUGAAGGAGAAAGACUAUUAUAACUAUACUAACAACUCGUGCGCGCCGCAUCACAGGUGUGGUGUGUAUAAGCAGGUGGUUUGGAGGAAGUCUUUAAAGGUUGGAUGUGCACAAGCUGUGUGUGAAGAAGGGGGCCAUGUCACCCUCACUAUUUGUUUCUAUUCCCCUCCUGGGAAUGUGAUUGGACAAAGCCCAUAUUAAGAUGAUUUUCUUCUUUCUUCUUCUUCGUAAUCUUUUGUUCUUCACAUUUGUGACUGUUAACUCGCUAGAUUAAGCUCAGUUAGUUUGGAUUUGUAGAUCGAGGUAGACAGUAAUUGAAAGCAACUAAUUUGCUUCGAA
Messenger RNA from Macadamia integrifolia, 850 nucleotides. RefSeq names its product STS14 protein. The record is from RefSeq and is a predicted model, not a curated record. The coding region runs from base 161 to 712 and encodes 183 amino acids. The transcript has a single exon. Lineage: Eukaryota; Viridiplantae; Streptophyta; Magnoliopsida; Proteales; Proteaceae.